AUGAGAGAGCCUCCUGGAUUUUACAGAGGCGUUUCGUUAAUCGUAAGAUUCCUUUCCCUAUUGCGAAGACCUAUAUCUAGUUUCUCCUUGUUAGCCUUAAUUAUCUCCACUCAGAGUGCAAAGUCGUCUACACGGCUAGGGAAUAUCCUCAUAAGCUUUGAAAACGAAAACAUUCUUAUCGACUUCAUUAAACGAUAA
Molecule: messenger RNA, 198 nt
Organism: Penicillium diatomitis
Lineage: Eukaryota; Fungi; Ascomycota; Eurotiomycetes; Eurotiales; Aspergillaceae
Exons: 2
Coding region: 1-198 (65 amino acids)
Source: RefSeq, a predicted model, not a curated record